AUGGCCGCCCGAAUAGCUGCGCGGCUGCUAAGGGGUUCCGCCAGCCGUGCUUCCUCCUCCCCGCAUCUUCCGACCCUAGCAUCCCCGCCCUCUUUCCGCGCGCCUCUCGUUCAAACCUCUCCGCCAUCCCCUCACUCCCGCACUUUUUCCCGCACCAGUAGCCAGCAGUCGCCAAUUCCCCAAAUAUCGUCAGCACGCGCCGUGAGUCGCGGCGAGCUCUCUAUAGGCCUCGAGGCCGCUUUCUCGCCCGCCUCUCCGCCUUCUCAUUGGGUCCACGCGUCGCCGUUCAUCGCCAGCACGCGACAGAUCGUGCGAUCUUUUGCGAUUCGCAGUGCGACGUCGCCAGCAACCACGCGAAUCCGCGGAAACUCGAUCUGCUUCGUAAACACGUCGCAACAACGACGGUUCUCGUCGGAUUCAGGCAAAGGACCUGACGUGGCAUUCGCAGCAGAAGCCAGCGGCCAUGCAGCCGAGGGUGUAUCCGCAGGCUCGGAAGGCGUAGUAGGUUCGGCUAGCGCAGCCUCGGAAAGCGCAGCCUUAGCUGUGAAAGCCUCGGAGGCGGAUGCAGCAGCAGGGGAGGAAGCGGGGGAGGCGGAGUGGGGGACGUACCGCGACAGGCGCGUGGCGGUGCGGAGCUUCAGCGGGGAGGCGCGCGGAGAGGCGGUGCUGGACGAGACUAUAUUCGACGUGCCUGUACGGAGAGACAUCGUGCACCGCGUGGUGUGCUGGCAGCUCGCGAAGCGCCGCCAGGGCACGCACAGCACGAAGCGCGCGUGUGAGCUGCGGGGGACGUCUAGCAAGCCAUGGAAGCAGAAGGGCACGGGGCGCGCCCGACACGGGUCCCGCCGAGGGCCGCAGUUCCGCGGCGGUGCCGCCAUGCACGGCCCCAAGCCACGCUCACACGCCUUCUCUCUCAACAAGAAGGUCCGGGCGCUGGGGCUCAAGGCAGCGCUGUCCGCACGGCUGAGGGAAGGGCAGCUGGUCCUAUACUCGGAAUUGAAUCCGGGCAGCCCGAAAACGAAGGACAUGGCGCAACACAUUACCACGGCGUUCCCUGAGUCAAAGAAGAUCCUUUUCGUUGACGGGUCGCAACGGGCAGAUGAAACUUUGCUCCGGGCAUCUGGGAAUCUGCACUACGUGAACGUGCUGCCAGUUGUGGGUCUGAACGUGUACAGCAUCGUGCAGCAUGACGCCCUCGUGUUGUCGUUGCCGGCCCUGCAAGCCUUGGAGCACCGCCUCCUCUCCUCCAAGCGUCAGGUUCGGCCAGGCCUGGAGGAGAAGCUCGGCGCUGCUGCAGCUGCCACGUCCUGA
Messenger RNA from Closterium sp. Naga37s-1, 1311 nucleotides. The record is from the annotation of a GenBank genome assembly. NCBI's taxonomy places the organism in Eukaryota, Viridiplantae, Streptophyta, Zygnematophyceae, Desmidiales, Closteriaceae.